This is a messenger RNA of Williopsis jadinii, 975 nucleotides long. RefSeq names its product Hek2p (gene HEK2). The record is from RefSeq and is a predicted model, not a curated record. NCBI's taxonomy places the organism in Eukaryota, Fungi, Ascomycota, Saccharomycetes, Phaffomycetales, Wickerhamomycetaceae. The transcript has a single exon. Gene Ontology annotation, molecular function: mRNA 3'-UTR AU-rich region binding. Gene Ontology annotation, cellular component: nucleus; cytoplasm. Bases 1 to 975 code for a protein of 324 amino acids. Gene Ontology annotation, biological process: 3'-UTR-mediated mRNA stabilization.
AUGUCGCAGCAGGACACCUCAGAUACGACGUUUGAGGGCGAAUUCGCCUCAGGUGGUGAGAAUGCAGCUGCCGGUGAGAUUCUACCUUCAACGGAGCCAACCUCUGCUAUCAUUGGAGUGCGUAUUCUCGUCACAGUUAAAGAAGCUGGUGUGAUCAUUGGUAAGAAUGGCUCUAUAAUUGCCGAUAUCCGGGAGAGAACAAACGUGAAGGCUGGUGUAUCACCUGUUAUACAAGGCACCCCUGAUAGAAUCUUGACUGUUACUGGUGCUUUGGACGAUACUGCUGAAGCCCUGGGACUCAUCGCACAAGCCCUGUUGGAGAACCCGUUGGAUGAAAGUGCCUUGCAAUUCUUUCCACUCAAGAGACUGCUUCCCCCAGGGCCAGAAGGCACCACAACGUUGAGGCUGUUGGUUCCAAAUGCACAGAUGGGCACCAUUAUUGGGAAACAAGGAGUUCGUAUCAAAGAGAUUCAGCAGCGGUUUAACGUUAAGAUCGUUGCCUCUAAGGACUUCUUACAUAACUCGACAGAGAGACUGGUGGAGUUACAAGGAUCACCAGCUGCUAUUGAAGAUGCAAGCAGAAUACUGGCACGUUGUCUGAUGGAGGAUUGGCACAGUGUCACAGGAACUUCCUUCUAUACACCAAGUCCAAGACCACAUCCUGGAAGGCGUUAUGUUCAUCAACAUGGUGGAGACUCUUCAGAUGUAUCGUUUGAUAACGAAUAUUCGAAAACUGCGAGGUUCCCAAGGGAUUACGUUGGAUGCCUGAUUGGUAAAGCUGGUAGCAGAAUCCAAGAGAUCCGCAGAGUUAGUGGAGCACAGAUCAUCAUUGCACCUGAAGAUGAUGAGGACGGAUUCCGCCAGUUUGUCUUGACAGGUUCCACAAGGGCAAUAGAUAAGGCUAUGAGUUUUCUGAAGCUAAAUAUGGAGAGGGAACAAGAACGUCGUGCAAAGCUUUCCCAAGAACAAGAAUGA